AUGAGCUCACCAAAGCGACAGGCGGGACGAUCAGAGUUGGGCUCCAGGCCCAGGCUUGCUGUUCAUGAGGCCGAGCGAUCUUUCAGGUCACUCAGAGUUGCAUCUGAAAGCACAGAAGUAAAGACGAACGGUAUCGAUUCUGGCAGUGCGAUAAGGCCCAAGCGGCAAGCCUUCAAGUCCGAAUUGCAUUCGUCGAGAUCUCCAGAACCUCAAGUGACCGAUGGCGUCCAGCAUUCAUACGCAGUCAAGAACACCUCUGGUACCAAGUUGCAAGCAUUCCGAUCCGAAUUACGUUCGUCCAGGAUCUCAGAGCCUCAGGUGACUGAUGGCGUUCAGCACUCUCGCUCAUCCAACAACAGAUCCGGUCCCAAGUUGCAAGCAUUCCAAUCCGAGCUGCGAUCAUCCAAGACCAAACCAGCAGUCAACGACCACAAACCCAAAAAGCACAUCCUCCUCAACGCCUUCGACAUGUCCACAAUCGGCCACCUCUCCCCAGGCCAAUGGAAAGACCCCACCGACAAAAGCACAACCAAGCGCCGUCUAGACUACUGGAUCAACCUCGCCCAACUCCUCGAAAAAGGCGACAUCAACGCCCUCUUCCUCGCAGACACCUACGGCGGCUACGAUACCUACAAUUCCAGCCUCGACGACUGUAUCCGUCGCGCAGCACAAUGGCCCAUGACCGAUCCCACAAUUCCCAUCAGCGCCAUGGCAGCCGUGACGAAGAAUCUAGGAUUCGGGAUCACAGCUUCGACAUCUUUCGAACCUCCCUUCUUGCUCGCUAAGAGGUUUUCUACGCUUGAUCAUCUGACAAAUGGUCGUAUUGCGUGGAAUAUCGUGACGAGUUGGAAGAAAGCUGCGUUCAAAGCGAUCGGAAUUGAUUCUCCAAUCGAACAUGAUGAGCGAUACGCUCAGGCAGACGAAUACCUCCGAGUUUUGUACAAACUCUGGGAAGGUUCUUGGAGCGAAGAUGCAAUCCUUGCAGAUGAGAAGAAUGAUGCGUAUUUCGACCCGGAGAAGAUCCGACAUAUUUCUCAUCAUGGGAAAUAUUAUGAUCUUGAGACAAGACACAUUACCGAUCCGUCACCGCAGCGGACGCCAUUUUUGUUUCAGGCCGGAACGUCGGAGGCUGGAUCGAAGUUUGCGGCGAGGCAUGCAGAAGCGGUGUUUGUUUCUUCGCAUUCGCCAAAAGUUUUGAGGCCGAAGGUGGAGAGGAUUAGGAAGUUGGCGGAGGAGGAAGGGAGGGACCCGAGGAGUGUGAAGGUUUUUGCGACGAUUACGCCGAUUUUGGGGAGGACGGAUGAGGAAGCGAGGGAGAAAUUUGAGAGGGCGAAGCAGCAUGCGUCCACGAUUGGAGGUUUGGUGUUGUUCUCGGGGUGGACGGGAAUUGAUAUCUCGACAAUUCCGAUUGAUCAGAAAGUUACGGAGGCCGAUUCGAAGGAAGCGAAUAAGGUGACGAGUUUGAUGGAGGGCUUCACCACGACGAGCAAAGAUGUGCCAGAGUGGACGCCGAGGGUCAUUGCUGAAAAGGCUGCAAUCGGAGGUUUGGGUCCAGUACCUGUUGGCUCGGCAGCAACAGUGGCUGAUGAGAUCGAGCGAUGGGUGGAGGAAGCCGACCUGGAUGGCUUCAACGUUGGAUAUGUUACGACGCCAGGCACGUUUGAGGAUGUGGUGGAGCUGCUGGUGCCAGAGUUGAGACGUCAUGGACUGUACCCAGAGAAGAGACAGACGGAUGCUGAGCCUGUGGCGCUCCGAGAGAAGGUGUAUGGAGCGGGUCAGGCCAAGCUGCGAGACGAUCAUACUGGCUCAAGAUACAAAUACGAUGUGUACCAGGAAGAGGAGCCGCACAUCUCCAAAGUGAAGGUAGACGGUGGUGCUGCUGAGAAAGUCGACGCCAAAGGAGCUGCGGAAACGACUUAUGGCCGAGCCGAUGACGUUCCUUCCGAAGGUCCUGUGUUGAGAGCUCAAGUUAGUCGAGAUAUUCCGACAUGGGCAGUCGAAAGCUUGAGAUAG
Messenger RNA from Cercospora beticola, 2013 nucleotides. RefSeq names its product LLM class flavin-dependent oxidoreductase. NCBI's taxonomy places the organism in Eukaryota, Fungi, Ascomycota, Dothideomycetes, Mycosphaerellales, Mycosphaerellaceae. The record is from RefSeq and is a predicted model, not a curated record. Gene Ontology annotation, molecular function: monooxygenase activity; oxidoreductase activity, acting on paired donors, with incorporation or reduction of molecular oxygen.